ACAUUAACAUUCAGUUCAGUUAAAGUUUAAGUUGAAGUGAGAGCUAAAAAAUGUUGAAGAAUAUUUUCUUAUUUUCCGCUAUUGUCAGCCUUGCUUUAGGCUUCACCAUCAGCGAAGGAAUAAGUCCAAGAGAAGAAAGUGGUUUUGAAAUCUUCUCUAGAUUAUGCGUCACAAUGCUUCCUGAACAUGGUGGCGGCCCAAGACAGCCCCCACCCUUCCCAGUUGCUAUUGAAAUGGUUCCUGACCUUCCAACAUAUCAACGUGGUCAACAAGUGCAAAUAACAUUGAGAGGCAACCCAGGAUUUAUGUUCACUGGAUUCUUGGUUCAAUGCAGAAUUCCUGGCCAAACCACACCUCAUGGAAGAUGGACAGCAGGCCCAACAGGAGUAGCAGUUGGUUGUGCCAACCCACAACCUGACUUCUCUGGCGAUGACACAGCUGCCCAUCAAAUUGGCUCAGUAAGAAACAUUCAAACUCUCGUCUUCGAAAUGCCACAACAACCCGGACUUUACAGAUUGGAAAUGACGACUGUUGAAACAUUUGGAAUUUAUUGGAUGGAUCAAUUUUCUCCAUUGUUUAAUGUUGUUUGAAAUCUUUUUAUGAUUUCUAAUCAAGUUUUGUGUUUUUUUCAAUAAAUUGUGACAAAUUGUUAUCGAAGGUCAUAAAUUUAGAUUUGCCAGUGUAGAUUUUUUUUGUAAAUAUUCAAAACGC
Clunio marinus is the source of this 711-nucleotide messenger RNA. The record is from the annotation of a GenBank genome assembly. NCBI's taxonomy places the organism in Eukaryota, Metazoa, Arthropoda, Insecta, Diptera, Chironomidae.